CUGUUGCCCGGUUUGGGACUCGUUUGUGUUUUGUUUAUUUUCAGUCAUAUAGUAUUGUAGUAGUACUACUUACUUAUAGUGUUGUACUCAUACUAAGCCAUGCUCUGCUGUCUCAUGUGGUCUAUCCAAUUGUCGGCUGGAGAUCAAUAAUCAAUUUUUGCGACACUGAAAUCCAGUUCACUACGUGAACACUAACCAUGAAACUGUUGACUCACAAUUUGCUGUCGUCCAAGUGUCUGAAAGGAGUCAAAGUAGGAUAUCCACUUCGCAUUGUCGCGAAAGAUGUCAAGAUAUCCGAAUCUGAAUUCAACAAGGAGUUUGUGAAGAAAAUCAUUCCGAAGCUUGAUUGGAAAGUUUUUGUUAACGCUGCUGUGCAAAUUGGUCAUGGCAAUGACCUGUCUGAUGAGUUAAUCGAUGAUUAUGAAGACGAUGAAGAAUAUCUCAAAAAAGUGCACCAUCUACUCAUGGAAGUAGAAAUUAUAAAUGGCGAACUUAUAUGUCCAGAAACAGAGCGAGUAUUCCCAAUAUCAUCUGGUAUACCUAAUUUAUUGUUAAAUGAAAAUGAAGUAUCAUAAAUUCUAUAUUCAAUUAUUUUUUGUGUGUUUAAAUCAUACCUGUAUGAUAUUUAUUAAGAUUUAAUAUACUAUUUAACCUGAUCUAUAA
Molecule: messenger RNA, 663 nt
Organism: Aphis gossypii (cotton aphid)
Lineage: Eukaryota; Metazoa; Arthropoda; Insecta; Hemiptera; Aphididae
Product: multifunctional methyltransferase subunit TRM112-like protein
Exons: 4
Coding region: 198-575 (125 amino acids)
Biological process (GO): tRNA methylation; peptidyl-glutamine methylation; rRNA (guanine-N7)-methylation
Molecular function (GO): protein heterodimerization activity
Source: RefSeq, a predicted model, not a curated record